AUGAAGCCCUCGACGCUGCUGCUGGUCUAUGCGGCGUGCGCGGCCGCAGUCUCGAUCGCACCGCCGUCGCACCCGCACGCGCUCGGCCCCGUGCCCGGCUACAGCGACACAAAGCCGCUCAACUUUGCACACUACGCUGGCCGACUCGAGCUUGCGAACGCGCAAAAGAUGUUUUACUGGCUCGUCGAGGCCGAAGAGAACGCGGCGCAUGCGCCGCUCGUGCUCUGGCUCAACGGCGGUCCCGGCUGCUCGUCCAUCUCGGGCAUGUUUACCGAGAACGGCCCGUUCGUGGUCCAGAGCGACCUUAGCGUGAAGCGCAAUCCGUACGCGUGGAACCGCCACGCGAACAUGCUCUACCUCGAGUCGCCGUCGGGCGUUGGCUUUAGCUCGCCACUCCUAAACGCGUCCGAGUACAACGACCACGUGACGACCGAGCGCGCGGUCGAGUUUCUCGACCAAUUCCUCACCGCCUACCCCGAGUACGAGGACCGUCCGUUCUAUGUGACCGGCGAGAGCUACGCCGGCAUGUACAUUCCGUGGCUCGUCGAUCGGCUCGUCACGACGCCACUGAACGGCCUCAACCUCCGCGGCAUGGCGAUCGGGAAUGCGUUCACGGACCAGGACAUGGACAACGAGAGCUACAUCGACUACUACUACAGCCACGGCCUCAUCUCGAUGGAGGCGUACAACGCCAUCAAGGCCACGUGCGCCGGGCAGCUCGCGCGCUGCAUGUACGACGUUCCGCUCAACUGCUCGCCCGCGUGCAGAAACAUCAUCGACAAGAGCGUCAAGACAAUCGCAGAAGACACGAUGGACCCGUAUUACAUUUACGGCGACGUGUGCUUGCUCCAGAACGACGAGAGCCUCGCGCUGCCGCACACGCGGCACCUCAAAAAGAAGAAGAAGAUGGCGAUGACGCGCCGCCUCGACACGCGCGUGUCACCCUGCACCGACACGUACACCAACGCGUAUCUGCAGUCGCCGGCGGUCCGAACGUUCCUCAACAUUUCCGAGCCGAUCGUGUGGGCGCCGUGCAGCGACGAGGUCGGCGACCGCUACACGAGCUCGGCCACCGUGCUGCCGAAAUACGAGACGAUUUUGGGCGCCAACUUGAGCGUACUCAUCUACUCGGGCGACGCCGACGCCGUCGUGGACUUUAUCGGGACGCAGCGCUGGAUUGGAACGCUCAACCGGUCGAUCGUCGACGAGUGGCAUGCGUGGUAUGGCCCGGACAAGCAGCUCGCGGGCUACACCCAGGGCUACGAUGGCCUGACGUUCGCAACCGUCAAGGGCGCGGGGCACAUGGUCCCAGCUGUUCGCCCGCUCCACGGCCUCUACAUGUUUGAGUGUUUUGUGUUUGGAAGCGACAAGUGCCGCGACUGGAACUACCCGUUCGAUGUCACCGAGGUCGCCUCGGGCUUUGUCACGGCGUCGGCGCUCACGGCCAACCUCUCGGCGGCCCACAGUCUCCCCAACGGCACGCUGCCCCUCACCGCACUCGUAAUAUGCGCGGCGCUGCUCACGCUUGUCGUGCGCAAGCGCCUCCAGCCCGAGCGCCACCAGCGGUACCAAAUUGUAGUCUAGUCGGUGUAAGAAUCGCAGACACCUUGUCCAAACGUACGCUUUUCAAAC
Messenger RNA from Saprolegnia parasitica CBS 223.65, 1632 nucleotides. RefSeq lists its product as hypothetical. Bases 1 to 1584 code for a protein of 527 amino acids. Gene Ontology annotation, biological process: proteolysis. The record is from RefSeq and is a predicted model, not a curated record. NCBI's taxonomy places the organism in Eukaryota, Oomycota, Saprolegniomycetes, Saprolegniales, Saprolegniaceae. Gene Ontology annotation, molecular function: serine-type carboxypeptidase activity. The transcript has a single exon.